AUGACACUUGAAUCUGUCCCUCUCCGUGACCUGCAUGCGUCACCUUUCUCCUCGUCAUUCCCUAUGGCUCUCGCAGCUGAAGACAAGCCUGUCUCUGCCUCCCGCCCCACAGUCUCUGGCUGUUCUCCCGUCGAGCUUCAUGGCGUCUCCUCACGCGCCCCGUCGCCCUCUCCUCUCCGUCCCUCGCUGUCCAAAGUCCUUGUCGAGUCCUUUGCGGCCCUGCAGAAGCAGGAAGGCUCUGCUAUCCCGCACCUCGAGGAAGUGGUCGACGAGAUUUUCCAACUGCAUGCGCCGCCCCUGAUUUCGUUGCAUGCGCUAGCUGCGCCCCCUCGGCUCUGCAGCAAGCUUCUGCAGCUGCUGCAGAAGCAUCACCCUCUUCAGUUUGCAGAGACAAGCCGGACAGGCAGCAGAGAGGAUGCGAAGGACGCUGAGGAGACAGGUGGUGAAAAAGAAGAGAACGGAGAAGCAAGUGGAACGCAGGCAAAGGACGGAGAGGAAGAUGUGUGUGUAUUCGUACCUUGGUGGAAGAGAGAGGGAAGACGCGUUGCCCUCCACUUCCUCAAAAGAUGCAGAAAGACAGAACGAGGAGGGCCGGUCCUCCUUCUGCUCGGUACACAUCCACAGAAGCUCCAUGACGAGGUCCUCGACUGUCUCCGAACCUGCGCUCCGCCGGUGCUUCCUGCUGCAUGCGACACAGCUGUGUCCCCGUGUAACUGUGCAGCUCCCGUCUUCCAGUCAUCUUGUUCACCUUCCCAGUGUCAGGCUCGUGGCGCUGAUGCGUCGUAUGCCUCUCCGCUUUCGUCUCCCCUCGAAGCCGUUUCUUCGCCGCCGGCGCUUGCGGCCUCGUACUUCGUCCACGUCGCUGUGCCGUCAGUUCCGCCAGUGACAACAGUGCAGCAGAGACUGUGGGGAGAGGUAUGGCCAUGCUACCUGAACAAGACGAAGCCUAGCGGCCCGAAAGAAGGCACUGGAGGCGACCAGCAUGAGGGCAAGGUGCGAGCCGGGCCUGGCGAAGGCGAGAGAGAAGUCAGCGCGAGCGCCAGCAUUCGUCAGGAACUUUUGACCCCCCUCGAGCUGUCAGAGGAGGAGAAAAAGACGCAUAUGUUCUUUCUCAACGCGGCCAUGGAAAUAAGCAGGCAUGAAGGCCGCAGUGCGUGCAUCAUUACAUACACGCCCGACACGCAUCUCCGGAAAAGCCAGCUUCCACCCUCGAGGAAGCGGCAACGUGGGCGUACUGAAAAUGAAACUGUCACAGACACAAACAAAGAGGCUUACUGCACACUUGGACACGCAACAGUGGAGAAAAACGGCGUAGAAAACACCGUAAAAGAUGCCGUUGUGACUGAAUGCACCUUAAAUACGUCUGAUCAGGAGUGGCAGGAGGCUUCUGCGUCCACUAUAGUUACUCCCAGUGCCGGUUCGAACUCAGACGCGAAAUGGGUCACAAAUGGCUGUGAGGCGAAUUUUGGUGCUGACGCGUGUGAUUUGGACAGAAAUACCAGCAAACUUGGAAGAGCUGUAGAAGAAGCAUUUGUAACCUGCAUGGGUAGUCGUCUUGCGAAUUCGCAUGAGGCUGUGAACGAUGAUUGCGAUUCGAACGCGGCCGGAUGGCACAAAUGCAAUAUGCCUAAAGUUGUCGCUGCAUGUGUCGACGGUACUGGACCGCGAAUGCCCCUGAUGCACGCAACUAUGAGAGCGAUAGGCUGUGUGGGAGAGAAGCUCCGGCGCAUUUUCGCAGAACCCGACAGAGACUCUGCUAGAGAAAGAGAACUCGAAGCAACAAACCAACCGGAAAACGGUUCAGGGGUAACGGGGAACGCAUCAGAUCUCGAAGACGUGAGCGAAGGGAAUUACUACUGUCAGGGGUGCGUGGUGUACUGCUCUCAUGAGCCCUGCGUUUUGUGUGCCAUGGCACUCAUUCACUCCCGGAUCAAAUUGCUAUUUUUUGUUCAUGACAACAAUGUUCAUGGGGGGAUCACCCGGGGGCGCCUGCAUCUGGAUCGCAGGCUCAACCACGGCUACCGGGUUCUCUGUUUGAGGACGAAUAAGGGAGCUACCAGCGACCAGAAAGGCAAAUGA
Molecule: messenger RNA, 2079 nt
Organism: Toxoplasma gondii ME49
Lineage: Eukaryota; Apicomplexa; Conoidasida; Eucoccidiorida; Sarcocystidae
Product: cytidine and deoxycytidylate deaminase zinc-binding region domain-containing protein
Exons: 3
Coding region: 1-2079 (692 amino acids)
Cellular component (GO): nucleus; cytoplasm
Molecular function (GO): tRNA-specific adenosine-34 deaminase activity
Source: RefSeq, a predicted model, not a curated record